Piliocolobus tephrosceles (Ugandan red Colobus) is the source of this 6010-nucleotide messenger RNA. Its product is annotated as archaemetzincin-2-like. The record is from RefSeq and is a predicted model, not a curated record. Gene Ontology annotation, biological process: proteolysis. Gene Ontology annotation, molecular function: metallopeptidase activity. NCBI's taxonomy places the organism in Eukaryota, Metazoa, Chordata, Mammalia, Primates, Cercopithecidae.
GCGCAGUGCGGGCGGGGUGCGCACGCGCGUGAGAGCAAUCGCGGGUGGGUGGGGUCGAGGAUUGUUGAGUCAGGGCAUUUCGCGGGUGCUGUCAGAGCUGGGCCGAGAACCCUAGGCGGGGCAGCCGGGUCGUAGACGCGGGGGCCAGUCGCGGUCGGUGGAGAGGUUGAGGCUGUGGGAGGGGUGGACGUGGCGGAAGCCGCGGGGACUGCGGGGGCGGAGUGCCUCUGGGCAGCCAGGGAGGCCUUUCCAGAGGCUCCUGGGGGAAGAUGAGGCGAAGCGAGAGUCCCCGGGGAACCCCCACUCCACCCCCAGCCGGAGACUGGGUUGUGCCUGCACGGACCGGAGCCCACAGUGCGAGUUGCUAUAGGCCACCAGCCAGGGUGGCCAACUCCUCCCGGUCUGCCCGGGAUGUUCUGGUUUUGGGACCAAAGCAUCCCAGGCCUCCAGCCCACUGCAGUGACCAUGUUAUGCGCCCCCUGACCAUCUUCUCCCGCAGCUUCCCUAGAUUAGGCUUGGGAGGCAAGAGGAGGCCUCCUGACCUUUCACACUGCCUUUGUUAAUAUUGAGAUGAAGGCACACUCCACAACUUACUUCCGGCCAGGCCCAGAUGUGGCCGUCCUUGUAAGAUAAAAGCUUCCAUGGGAGCCUUCCUUCCUCAUCAAGCCUCGUGGCGGAACAUCUGACCCCUUCAAGAGGAAGGAUGAAAGCUGUACAUGGGAACACGAUGUGAAUGGAAGAAACCUGUCAUUAUGCAAAUAGUACGGCACUCCGAACAGACACUAAAAACAGCCCUCAUCUCAAAGAACCCAGUGCUUGUGUCACAGUAUGAGAAAUUAGAUGCUGGGGAACAGCGUUUAAUGAAUGAAGCCUUCCAGCCAGCCAGUGAUCUCUUUGGACCCAUUACCUUGCAUUCUCCAUCAGAUUGGAUCACCUCCCACCCUGAGGCCCCCCAAGACUUCGAACAGUUCUUCAGUGAUCCUUACAGAAAGACACCCUCUCCAGACAAACGCAGCAUUUAUAUACAGUCCAUUGGCUCUCUAGGAAACACCAGAAUUAUCAGUGAAGAAUAUAUUAAAUGGCUCAUGGGCUACUGUAAAGCAUAUUUCUAUGGCUUGAGAGUAAAACUCCUACAAUCAGUUCCUGUUUCCGCAACAAAGUGUUCCUUUAGAGUCAGUGAGAACACACAAAACCUACAAAUUCAUGCAGGGGACAUCCUGAAGUUCUUGAAAAAGAAGAAACCUGAAGAUGCCUUGUGUGUUGUGGGAAUAACAGUGAUUGAUCUUUACCCAAGAGACUCGUGGAAUUUUGUCUCUGGACAGGCCUCUCUUUUUGUAGGUGUGGGGAUAUUCAGCUUUGCCAGGUAUGGCAGUGAUUUUUAUAGCAUGUGCUAUGAAGGCAAAGUGAAGAAGUUCAAGAAAACAUCUUCAAGUGACUAUUCAAUUUUCGACAACUGUUAUGUUCCAGAAAUAACUAGUGUUUUACUACUUCGAUCCUGUAAGACUUUAACCCAUGAGAUGGGACACAUAUUUGGACUGCGAUACUGCCAGUGGCUGGCAUGCCUAAUGCAAGGCUCCAGCCACUUGGAAGAAGCUAACCGGUGCCCUCUGAACCUUUGUCCUACCUGUUUGCACAAGUUGCAGUGUGCUAUUGGCUUCAGCAUUGUAGAAAGUUAUUAAGCACUGGUGAGGUGGAUUGAUGACGAAUCUUCUGACACACCUGGAGCAACUCCAGAGCACAGUCGUGAGGAUAAUGGGAAUUUACCGAAACUGGAAGCCUUUAAGGAAUGGAAAGAGUGGAUAGUAAAAUGCCUGGCUGUUCUCCAAAAAUAAGGACCUUCAAAUAGGAGUGAUUGAAAUAAAUGACUACUUGCAUGUUAUGCUUUCAUUUGGGUGGAAUACCUCAUCGGAAUAAACUACUGAUCUUGUGCUGUGUCAGAGUAACAGACUAGAACCUUCUUUCAGGUAUCUGAAUUGACAUGAAACUCAUUUUGAAUAAUAAAAACUCUAGAAACUCUUUAUCUUCUCAUCUUGCUGGCCUGGUCUGUGGCAGCAAGCCCUUUAUUUCCAUUCCCCAAAUAUGUUUAUGUCUCCCAAGAAAGCUGGGACUGGUGGUAACGAGCAAGUAAAUAACUUGAAAAAGAACGGUAGAUGUCCCAGGGAACCAACCGACAUAAUUUCCAGGGGGUGAUUUUGUUUUUAGAAGAGCUGCUCCCCUCUGUUAGGCCCAGCCAAGUCACAUUUUUGGACGUCCAUGGGCUCUGAUCGUCACCACAGCCCUCCUCUUCUGUGAGCCUUCCUUACUCUCUGGAGUGCAUUACCUUUUUUUCUCUUGCUGGUUAUUAUUCCUUAUUAUUCCUUAUUCCUAUAUCAGUUUUUAGUAGCUUAAAAUAUGACCUCUCAGGAAUAUUUGCAAGUGAAAAUAACAAUGGUACUUACACUACCACAACAAUUUGGUGGUGGGAGUUCUGUUGCAGGUCUCAGCUAUAACAUAGUCAUUUAUGAGGGAUCUUAUAAAUAGUGGUAAUGGUAUUUAUAUUUGUGAGUGUUGCACUUUUUCUAUAGAUUUAGAGCAGGUUUCAGGUUUAUUUCAGUAAUAAUGUCCUCACCUUACGUUGUGAAGUGUUUACUUGAGUCAGGGAGAGAGUUUAAUGGGGUUAUCUGUCGGGGUGCCGUGAAUGCUGAUGAGGACCUGCAGAGUGUGAACAUCAGCCCCAUUGCUACGGGGGUGGAGGUGGAAAACCUCAGACUUGACAAACCACCUCUGCUGCAUAGAUGUAUUUUGGAAAUUAGAAAUUACAGUGAAUAUUUUAUGGAAUGCCAGUGAGCAGACAGCAUUUCCCACUUCCCUAUCUUACCUUGAGGGCUCAACCACAGGAAUUACCUCUCGGAGUCUCCGCAUAGGUUCAGUGUUGCUGACCUCCGGCAGGUGGGAGUGUCCUGCUUCCCCCGCCCAGACCUCCAGAGAGACUUCAUUCCGGGAGAAGUCAGCAAGGAAGACGGGAGCGGGUGUCUGUAGUUUCCUGAAGACAGCAGUCUGCAGCUUUUCUGCAGCUCAGGGUGGGUUGCCCUGCUGCCCCAGCUUCCUGGGCAGGGACGGAUACUCCCAGCACCCUGGAAUAAGCAAGCACUCCAGCAACCCCAGGAUCACAGGAAGAGAGUUUGGAAAACUCCUUUCCCCAGGGGGAGGGUACAGUGGAGUCGGGUCUCUGUGAAUCCCAUUAGCCCUGAGUGACCUCAGUGCCCACGGGCUGGACGCUGGCACUGCUCAGCCUGACUCGGAGGUUUUCUUUUCUUGCACACAUGGAAACUGGGGGUAGAAGUUCUCCAGGCAGGGUGCCAUGGUGCCUCAGUGCAGCUGCUUGAAAGGCCUGGGGCCUCAGUUUACCAGCCCUCCGCAGAUGGCAAACAGGGUGUAUAAAGGAUUCCUCAAGGCCCUGAUCGAAUUUGCCUCCCAGCACGUCUACAACUGCGACCUAUGCACCCAGCGUGGCUUCAUCUGCCAGAUCUGCCAGCACCCCGACAUCACCUUCCCCUUUGAGUUUGACACCACAGUCAGGUAUGCGGGACACCCAGCCAGCCGUCUCCCAGCCCCACCCUUCUCCCCACACCCACAGCCUGGCCCAAGCACGCAGGGCAGCAGGCCUCGCUCUAUGGGCAGGAAUGUAUCGAACAUCCGCUUUGUGCUGUGCCCAAGGGGUGGUGCUGUUGUUUGGGGCAGUCCAUGCCCUGGGCAGUCAUGCGCAGCUCCGGUCCAGCUCAGGGGCCAAGACAAGCUCUCCCAGGACUCCUCUGCCUUUAUGGAACCAUCUGUCUUCCUAAAGAAGAGGUGGCUGCCGGCUCUCUGAGUGGAGCCUCCUGGUGCCUCAAUGUAUGCAUGGGUUGAGGAGGGUUGUAUGAGUUAUCGCUCUGCACCGUUGGCAUGAGACCAGGCACAAAGUGGGCACCUGGUGGGUGGUACCUGCCACUGCUGCUGAAAUGAUCACUCUUGUUCCCAGUUAUUGCUCAUUAUCAGCAACCUCUCAGUGGAGAAAUUCAUCCAGACCUUCCUGCAACCCACAUGGGAGUGGAAAACUAACUGGGAACAUUAAUUCUUUUUCUGUUGGUGUUCACUGGCCUGGAGUCAGCCCUGAAUGGGCCUGGGGGUGUGCCGAGUGCAAGACCAUCUUCCACCAGAGCUGCCAGGCUGUGGUGAAGAAGGGCUGCCCCCACUGUGCCCGCCGGCGCAAGUACCAGGAACAGAACGUUUUCACCUGAUGCCCAUCUGCUGACCCCGUUCUGAAGGCCAGGGGUGAGUGCGGCUCAGCCAUCCCAGCUGGGUUUGCCAUCAGCCCAGGAUACUCACCGUGUCACAGCUGUGCACCCUUGUCAGGAAGACCCUCAGAUGUGACCAGAGCACCGGCCUUCCAGAGAAAGCCCCGUAAGUCCCUCUGAUGUCCCCCGGCCCCCUCACCACCCCUCUGCUGCAGGAGGCGUGGCCACCACCAGAUGCUCCCUGUCUCGGGGCAGACAGGGUCUUUUACUCACCAGGCCCUGGCUCACCAGCGUCCCGGCACCUCCGUUAGGGCUGCCCAGACACUGUGGAAAGGAAGCUUGGGAAGCAUUUUCAAUUCCACAUUCCUGAUUAAAAUGUCUUGUUUUAUAAGGUGGGUUUUUCCCAUUCAUAUUUCAACAAAGUAUUUUUUUAUUCUUACCCUACGUGAGUCACCCAUGAAAUCCGGACAUUCUCACCCCCAGCGGAUGCACGGGAGUCAUUCAGGCCUGGCCUAGAGGCAGUGGGUGGCUGGCGGGCAGGCCACUGCUGGGACAGGGCCCACCCGGUGCCUUUCCUUGCCUUCAUUGCCAGUGCCAAACCGCCCCUCAGCAGGGGAGGGCCAGUCCUGGUGACCCCACUUCCUGUCUGUCUCUUUACUCCCCACUCUUGCCGGCUGAGCCCACCCCUUUCUCAGCAUCAGAGCCCCUAGCUCUUCUCUAGCCCAGGGCCUUGGCCCCAUUAGGAGAAGGAGAAACAACUGGAAACCAGCACUGUCAGCACUUUGAGCCCUCCUCGGUUUAGGGAGGGUCACUGUCUUGCCCACCCCCGAUCCUCACUCCUUUAUAGACAGGGGCGCUGCUGCAGAUGCUCCAGGCCCACCUCGGUGGGCGCCCGGGGUCACACUCUCUGCCUGACUGACCCCUGCCAGGGCACAGACAGGCAGGACCCCAGAGAGGGCAGGCAGCCUGGCCCUGCACUGUGGAGAAGUGACCCGGUCCUUCGCCCUAAGCUGUGCGGGGCUUGCAGGGGAGCUGCCCUGUGGAUGCAGCCACGGCCUCACAAAGCCAUGAAUUCCCACAGCAUCACUGAACUUGCCCAGCCAGGACAUGGAGACUGAAGAACUUCCCCAGAGUAGGACUGUCUUUGAAGGGGCCUUGGGGCUGGGGUGGGAGCCUGGAAUUGCUUUUGAAGUGAAGUUCAGACCCUCCAGGCUUCAGGGAAAUGUGGGUUUGCUGGUCUCUCUGUCGCCUUCCCCCACCUCUCCUGGACCCAGCAGGCCCUCAGUCCUAGCUGUCUUACCUGCGCUCAGCUUGGAGCCUGAGGCCUCAGGUGGAGAUCUGCCUGUCACUGUCAGAGAUGAGCCCACCCUCACCCCUCCCUGGGGGCGAUCGGCUGCUGAGUCACCCACCCAGCCUUGGAAUUGGAUGCCUGUGCAGCAGAACAGAAGCGGCAGUGGCAGGCAAGUGGAGGCUGCGCACAGCUUUUUCGGGUCAUGGCACACACCCGUGCCCAGAUGCCAAUGCCUCCUAAGCCAGGAGCUGGGUUAUGCACCUGCCAUGGCCCACAUUAACUCUCCAUCACAAGCCUGGCCUCGUCAGAGCCCUCAUUGCCCCAUCCCUGAGUGGGCAGGAGCCUGGCCUGGGGAAGGCUUGGGCCUGUGAGGAUUCUUCCCGAAGGUGCCCUCGGAAACAGACUAAUUCUCAGGGAAAUCAGAUUGCGGUAAAAUGAGAUGGAAAUAAACAACAUUCAGAUCUGA